Messenger RNA from Blepharisma stoltei, 351 nucleotides. NCBI's taxonomy places the organism in Eukaryota, Ciliophora, Heterotrichea, Heterotrichida, Blepharismidae. The record is from the annotation of a GenBank genome assembly.
AUGUAUGAUUUCUGAUCAUUUUACACAUGCCUCAAUGAAAAAAAAUUAUCAAGAGAAACAUGAACGCGAUUGCGACCUCUCGGGAAAAAUCAAGAAAAAUUAAAGAGGAGAAAAUUUCAAUUGAUAUUAACAAAAAUUAUGAAGAAAUCGUUGAAAAAGAAAUAUUUCAAGCCGAAAGAUAGCAGUAAUAAAAACUUAUCAGCCAAAAUACAAAUGCAAAUUAAUAUAUUUAUCAGCUACCAAAAUGAAAAUUGAGAAACAAAUCAAAUCGAGCUUUGAAAACAAUUCAUAUGAUGAUGAAUAUGAUGUUUUUAUAACAAAAAUUACAUUUGAAGCAUGAAGAAUCGAUAA